This is a messenger RNA of Histoplasma capsulatum G186AR, 938 nucleotides long. Its product is annotated as NADH-ubiquinone oxidoreductase. Gene Ontology annotation, biological process: mitochondrial electron transport, NADH to ubiquinone. The coding region runs from base 131 to 613 and encodes 160 amino acids. NCBI's taxonomy places the organism in Eukaryota, Fungi, Ascomycota, Eurotiomycetes, Onygenales, Ajellomycetaceae. The record is from RefSeq and is a predicted model, not a curated record. The transcript has 4 exons.
CAUCAAAGAACAUCGCGAAUAGCUCCAACGCCCAACUGCGCCGAAUCAAAAUCAAACCUUCAAUCCCUCUCGCGCCCUCCCAUAUCCAUUCCCAAAGGCUCCAGUUGUGCACGGCACAUAGUCUGCCACCAUGUCUGGGAGCCGCGGAGCUCAGUUCAAUCAAAAUGUGCUCAUCGACACAACCCCCAUGCCCAGUGACAUCCCCAAGGUCAAAGAGAUCGGUGCCACAUCUGCCCCAUUGAUGAGCGCUUCGUAUUUCAUCGGCGACCGCUGCAGGGCUUACAAUGACGAUUAUAUGAAGUGCAAGAUGGAGUCCAACGGGAAGGGCGAGCUGGACUGCCUGAGGGAAGGUCGGAAGGUCACCCGUUGUGCGGCUAGUGUCAUCAAGGAUAUCAACGAAAACUGCCUCGAGCAAUUUAAGGCUCAUUUUGAAUGUCUAGAACAGAAUAACCAUCAACUAUGGCAAUGUCGGAGGCCUGAGAACGCGCUAAAUACUUGUGUGUUUGAAAAGCUUGGACUAAAGAAAGAAAUCCCCGAUACCCCCAAGGGCACAAUACCCGUUCAUCUACGGAAAUCGCAAAUCUACGCGAAUUACUCCGGACCGCAAUAUUAGAUUUCUCCUGUGUCUUAGAAAUAAUGAAAAAUCAAGAAAAAACAAAGGAUUUCGUCUGCUCUGUAUAUAUAUAUAUAUAUACAUAUUCUAUUGGUUCGGAAAUGAUCGCAUGGUUGCUUUUCUUCCUUUCAAAUACGAAGUUCAUUCAUAUCAUAUUAAUACACUUUGACCAGCUCGUGGCUCUAUACACUUUCUAAUCCGAAGAAACCAUACACCCAGGCACUCCCAUCAGUCUACUCACUGACAAACACAUAAAUAUUUAAAACUAACAACGGAAGGGCCACUCAAAGCAGAAAUAUAUACCACACGCCCAUUGCCACAGCUC